CGUUGACUAGCCGUAACCACUGACGUCAUUUCAGAGCGACAGGCAACAAUGGGUCAAAGCCAGAGUGGAGGACACGGUCCAGGAGGAGGCAAGAAAGAUGACAAGGACAAGAAAAAGAAAUACGAGCCUCCAAUUCCCACCAGAGUUGGCAAGAAAAAGAAGAAGACUAAGGGACCAGAUGCUGCCAGCAAACUACCACUGGUCACCCCUCACACUCAGUGCCGUCUGAAGCUGCUAAAACAGGAGCGGAUCAAAGACUAUCUUCUGAUGGAGGAGGAAUUCAUCAGGAAUCAGGAGCAGAUGAAGCCUCUGGAAGAAAAACAGGAGGAGGAGAGGUCAAAGGUGGAUGACCUGCGGGGAACCCCUAUGUCUGUGGGCACUCUCGAGGAAAUUAUUGAUGACAACCAUGCCAUCGUUUCCACCUCAGUUGGAUCAGAGCACUAUGUCAGCAUUCUGUCGUUUGUAGAUAAAGAUCUGCUGGAGCCUGGCUGCUCUGUCCUGCUAAACCACAAGGUUCAUGCUGUGAUUGGGGUGCUGAUGGACGACACUGAUCCCUUGGUAACAGUCAUGAAGGUGGAGAAGGCCCCUCAAGAAACCUACGCUGACAUUGGAGGACUGGAUAAUCAGAUCCAGGAAAUCAAGGAGUCAGUGGAGUUGCCCCUCACACAUCCCGAGUAUUAUGAAGAGAUGGGCAUCAAGCCCCCAAAAGGUGUCAUCUUAUAUGGACCACCUGGUACAGGUAAAACGCUGCUUGCCAAGGCUGUAGCCAAUCAGACGUCAGCCACCUUCCUGCGUGUGGUGGGCUCAGAGUUGAUCCAGAAGUACCUGGGAGACGGGCCCAAGCUGGUGCGAGAGCUUUUCAGGGUGGCAGAGGAGCACGCGCCUUCUAUCGUCUUCAUCGAUGAGAUCGACGCCAUUGGCACAAAGAGAUAUGAUUCUAACUCUGGUGGUGAGAGGGAGAUCCAGAGGACCAUGCUGGAACUUCUCAACCAGCUGGAUGGCUUCGACUCACGAGGAGAUGUCAAAGUUAUCAUGGCCACCAAUCGGAUAGAAACCCUGGACCCCGCCCUCAUCAGGCCAGGGAGAAUCGACCGUAAGAUCGAGUUCCCUCUGCCAGACGAGAAGACCAAACGCAGGAUUUUCCAGAUCCACACCAGCCGCAUGACAGUCGCAGAUGAUGUCACCCUCGAUGACCUCAUCCUGGCGAAGGAUGACCUAUCAGGAGCAGACAUUAAGGCCAUCUGCACAGAAGCUGGCCUCAUGGCUUUGCGGGAGCGCCGCAUGAAAGUCACCAACGAAGACUUCAAGAAGUCCAAGGAAAAUGUCCUGUACAAGAAGCAGGAGGGCACACCAGAGGGGCUUUACCUCUAACCUUCAAACUUUUACAGAUCCAGCCCUCCCUCUCCUUUAUCUAUCGCUGUGUGAAAGAGACGAGGCAGCAGCUGAGUUGUCUGCCUCCCCAGAGAGUUUUGAUAUAUUUUGUGCAUGUAAUAUCCCACUUAUCCCACUCUCCUGUUACCGUUAUGUGUAAAGACAAUAAAUAAAAAGACAAAAAAGCAACAGA
Molecule: messenger RNA, 1564 nt
Organism: Cheilinus undulatus (humphead wrasse)
Lineage: Eukaryota; Metazoa; Chordata; Actinopteri; Labriformes; Labridae
Product: 26S proteasome regulatory subunit 4
Exons: 11
Coding region: 49-1371 (440 amino acids)
Biological process (GO): proteasome-mediated ubiquitin-dependent protein catabolic process
Cellular component (GO): proteasome regulatory particle, base subcomplex
Molecular function (GO): proteasome-activating activity; ATP hydrolysis activity; ATP binding
Source: RefSeq, a predicted model, not a curated record